ACCCAAUACUGCAAUGACGAACGUUGGCUCCGUUGCAAACACCAGUAAGGCUCAGAAAGGGCCUCAUCCCAAACAAGGGGUGAUGGGAGACAGAAAGACUGUCGCAAACGCCUCCGCUAUGCGCGCAUCUGCGCCUAAACCAGCGGUAGACGCAGCAAAGUCGAUCGGGUCGACCGCUGGUGUUCAGAAAUUUACAUACGCAGAGAGACGGACGGCCGCCCAAACCCUGCGUUCACAUGCCAGAAGCAAAGUCGCCACGCCUUCGCCCGAAUGGCUGAAGAAGGUUGAGUGGGCCAGGACGGUGUUCCCAAACUAUGGGCAAGGAAACACCCAACAGGAAGGUGCCCAGGUGAAGAGGCAACGCUCCGUAGAGCUGCCUGGUCCGUCGGCGAAGAGAUCGAAGAUCCAGCCGUCGGUCUCCUUUGCCGAGAUCACUAAAGAUCGGGUCCUUCUGGGACUCAUUGACAGGGGAAAUCCGGAGAACAGGAUCCCCAAAAACAAAUGGAAGGCGGUUGAGUCCCAGCUGUCUCUCAUAUGCCUGCGUAUGGUGCGCGAGAAGCCCGGUUCAUCGCCUUGCUGCAUGGACGCGGGCUGGUACCAGGGCAGUGUAAAGGUGGUUGCCUGCGACAAUCAGCGAUCAGCUGAUCUAUACAAGCAGGCGACAGCGCAGCUAGGUGAAGUCUACGAUGGGGCGAACAUAGUCGCACUAGAUUGGUGUGACGUCCCCAGUAGACCCCGAGCUAGAAUUUGGCUCCCAGCAGCUAUCAAAUCACCGGAGGAUAUCCUCUAUAUGUUGCAAGAGUGCAACCCACAUCUCCCCACAAAAGACUGGAAAGUCGUAAAGGUGGAGGAGCAUGCAGGUGAUGUAAAUCAGGCGAUCGUGGUGCUAAACAAGGAGUCGGUCGCUCCCAUAGAGGCUGCUCGGGGAGUGCUCAAUUAUGGCUUCAGCGCCAUACACAUUAAGAUAUACAAAGGGGACUCCAGUUCCAAGGGAAGCCCUGCCGGCAACCCAGCUGAGCAGGUACUUGCGGAGGAAGUGGAGGCCCCUGGUAUGCCGGAGGACGGCUACUCAACCGACUCAUCGCUGAGCAGAGAGUUGCGAGCGCUGGGACCGGCAAUCGAAGAAGUGGACCUGAGCGAUUCGGAGGCCGACGUUACUGUGGUGGAGGUUGCAGCUGGGGAUGUCGCUAAGACUCCUGCAGAUCAACCUACACCACAGUAAAGCAGCGUCCGCUGCCCUAUUGCUUCGCCUUGCCAAAGGCGAAGCCGACGUGGUCUUAGUUCAGGAACCUUGGAUAGCAGGAGGCAAGGUUGCUGGGCUAGGAACAAAAGACUACAAGCUUAUGCUUGACCCCAAACAAGCAACGGAGACAACACGGCAAUAAGCCUGGAGCUGCAAAACGGCUCCAUAAGGAUGCUAUCGGCCUACAUGGCUUUUGAAAAGGUAGAACCCCCAGACGCGCUAGUCAGAGGACUGGUACAAGAAUGUGAAGAGCUUAAUAAAGGUUUGGUGAUAGGAUGCGAUGCAAAUGCCCACCAUACCCAGUGGGGCUGCCCUAUCAACAACGACAGAGGUGAGUCUUUAUUUGAUUUCAUUCUAAAUUCGAACUUAUUUCUUUGUAACAGGGGCAAUACCCCUACUUUCAUAACAAAAACGUGCCAAACGAUCAUAGAUCUAACCCUGGCAUCAGAUUCACUCGUAAGCACAGUCACAAACUGGGCUGUCUCCAACGAGCACUCAUUCUCAGAUCACAGGUUUAUAGAGACAACUUUGUCUCUAGUGUCACCUGCGCCGGUCAGCUUUGCCAACCCCAGGCGGGCAAACUGG
Molecule: messenger RNA, 1828 nt
Organism: Drosophila takahashii
Lineage: Eukaryota; Metazoa; Arthropoda; Insecta; Diptera; Drosophilidae
Source: RefSeq, a predicted model, not a curated record